Saccoglossus kowalevskii is the source of this 1017-nucleotide messenger RNA. RefSeq lists its product as uncharacterized. NCBI's taxonomy places the organism in Eukaryota, Metazoa, Hemichordata, Enteropneusta, Harrimaniidae. The record is from RefSeq and is a predicted model, not a curated record.
AUGGGUUGUGGGUCGUCCAGCCCCCAACAAACCGUGGCUACCAUGAAUAAACAUGACAGUACUCUCAAACACGCUGAGAACAACAACCACGAUCUAAAUCAUACGACAAAUAACGGCGUGUCAAAACAUACAGGAAACGGACGCCUGAUCGAAAAGGACCCUUUGGACGUUAGGCCUAAUAGUGGUAGCACGUACAGAGACAGCGGUAUCGACAGUGCAAAAACCACCGAUGACAGACGCAUGAACGGUCUCGACAGGGAACCGACGAUCGAUGUUAAAAAAUCCAUUGCCUAUGACAUUCCUUUGGAGGGAGAUACAGGAAGCCUUGUUAAAAGACAUCCACCGAAGAAAUUCCAGGUUUUGAGACCCAGGGAUACCAAUUUGACGGUUGAUAUGAUGGCUGACAAGCAGAAAGUCACUGAAAUUCGCAGACAGGAGGAAUUGCAAAAACGAGCAAAGAGUGCAAGACGUACAUCUAAAAGACGCAAAGAAAUAAUGGCAGCUAGAGAAUACGAAAAAGGACAUCAAGAACAACAAGAGAAGAUUCAACAAAUUUCUGAAAAGAUGGAAAUUGCAGAGAAACAAAGGGCAAGGGCACAGCAUGAAAAAAUAGCCAAACAGAAACUGAGAGAAGAAAAAGCGAGACAGGCUAGAGAGAGAGCAAAACGAAUAAAACAACUAAACAAUGAAGAACUUAAUUUUGAUUUGGAGAAAGACGACACUUUUAAUGCGAAUGAUGAUGUGGAUUCUUGGUUAGAUGGUUACAAUUCCAACCUUGCAGUUGACAGCAAUGUAGCCUCUGCUGUGUCGUCAACGUCAGAAAGAAUAUAUGAUGGCAGAAGCAGUCCGGUGAAACGUUACAACCCCUUAACAAGUGCUGAGGCACGCAAGCGUCAGCUAGAUCCCAUGGACGAUAACGAUGAGUUUGAGAUUGGCCAGGAUAACCAGUGGGCUCAGAAAAGUCGCCAGAAUGCAGGAAGUAUUACACCCACAAAUGAUAAUUUCUUUGAUUCAUGA